Colletotrichum truncatum is the source of this 303-nucleotide messenger RNA. Lineage: Eukaryota; Fungi; Ascomycota; Sordariomycetes; Glomerellales; Glomerellaceae. The record is from RefSeq and is a predicted model, not a curated record.
AUGGCUGGCUGCAUCUUCCUUGGUAUGGAGAACUCGGCACGACAAAUGAAUGCAAAGCCGUCAGCCAUGCACAUCGAGAUAAUGAACGAGCGAAAAGGCGGCCAGAACAUGGCCCCAGGCGCCACUGGCGAGGGUUUGGGCUGGCUACAAUGCUUCUUCGAGCCUGGUAUCGACACUCCGAGCUUUGCCGCACCAUCAAAAGCCAUCCUGUUUGAUGUUCCCGACGGACCGGCUGUGUUAGAAACCAGCCUCGGGCUGGUACAGAAGUCACCGAGCUACUUUGAUGAGGAUCCCGCAGGUUGA